AUGUUUUCUGCGAGCUCUCUCCUCCACUUCGCCGCCGAACUCGCCGAUGUGCUUCACGUCCGCCUAGAUCCAACUCCCCCGGAAGACGCACAGUUCGCUCGUCCUUCCCAGCGCCCGCCGCAUGCGUCUCUGACUUCCUCUGCUCCACGCGCGUCUCCGCAGGUUCAGCACUUCCCUUCAGCCUCCUCUUGCUCCGCCUCUUCGCAGGUCCCCGCGCACGCGCUGCGCGCAGAGACGAGGCCGCAGGGGCGACAGACUGACUCGGACGCGGAGUUCAGCCGCGAAGGAGGACGGCGCCUGGUGCAGCGCCACAAGCUCGCUGCGUCUCCCCCCGCCGAGGUCCUGGGAGACAACGCGGCGUUCCCCGUCGCUGCUGCAGGGCGAGAAGAGACUCGACAGCGCGACGCAGCUGUUCGUCCGCUUUCUCUGCGUUUCGCCUCUGAACGCGGCGCAGAGGACAUUCGCGACCGAUCGGGCGGUGCGCUCUUCGGCCAGAGGCAGAAGCAGGGGAUCGUCGCUGUCGCUCCUCAGCUCGGCUCCCAGCGGCGGGUGUCCUCCCCGCGGGGGGUCCGAGUCAGCGCCUCCAUGCUUUUUUCUUCGUCUCCCAAUUCCUCGCCUUCUUGUUCUGCUGCUGCUUCGCGCGCUGCGUUUUCGCGGCCUCGCGUGAGAGAAGCCGCUAUGGGCUCUGAGCACUCAACGGCUGCAGCGGCCGCACCCUCCUCCGAAGGGGCGGUCGGCGACCCCGCUAGCGAGACUUCUCCUUCGCUCUCCUCCUGCCCUGCUUCGGCUUCUCUUGCGGCGUCUCCGCCCGACCCGCCGCCGUCUCUCGCCUCGCUGGAGCGCGGCGACAGUCGGCGGGCGCCUCGGGGGGGGGAGCCGCGCGAAGAGAGAAACCGGAGGGAGAGGCGGAGACAGAGCUCAGACGAAGGCGGCGAGGACCUAGGGCUGAGGCCCGAGUCGCCCGCGCCGCCCUCGCCCGCGCCGCCCUCGCCCGCGCCGCCCUCGCCCGCGCCGCCCUCGCCCGCGCCGCCCUCGCCCGCGCCGCCCUCGCCCUCGUCGCGCCUUGGGGGGUCCCCUUCGCUCUCGCCGCACGCGGGCGCGGGUCGCGGCGGCGUCUCGCCGAUUUCUCAGGGGCUGUCCCCCACGGAGGCGCCUGAGGCUGCCCAGGCCGCCUCGGCGUCCCUCGCGCAGCGCACCUCGUCGCCGCCGUCUCGCGCGGCGACCGGCUCUCUGCAGCACGCCGGAGCCGCGCUGCCUCGCAUCUCGGUCACUUCGUCCGGCGAGGGCGGGGGGAUGUACGCUCGGUCCGCGGCGGUGACGUUGCCUCCGCACUUUCUGUUUCAGCCGGGAAGCAUCCGCGAGGCGAUUUUGCAGCCCGGCGCUGUGCCCGAGUCCCUUCGUGAGAGGAGCUUGUCGCUGUCGUCGUCGUCCGUUGAGGAGGCGCAGUUCGCGACCGACAGCCGCCGAGAAGGCGAGAAACUCGAGCGCCAGGAUGAAGCAGAGGACGAGGAAAAUGACGCAUUCGCGGCUGCCCAGCCUCUGCCGAGGAGAGGCGGCGCUCAGGGGGAACCCGGGACGCGCGCGAAGGAGCCGCAGGACAGACUCACCUCGCUCUCCUCAUCUUCGCCGUCAAACGAAGAGGCGUGUACCGCGCGCCGCGCGAGCUUGACGCAGCAACUCUCUGCCUUCUCAGGUCUUCUCACGCCGCACCCGGGGGAGAUGGCAGCGGCCAGCGAAGAGGAAGGCCGCGUGGGGAACGCGCGAAGGACCGAUUCGAGACACGAAGACAAGGGCGACGGCGACGAAAAGGCGCGCGACCGGCGGUCCUCGUGGAUGCUGCUGCAGGGAGAGGAAGAGCGCCAUCGAGAGCAUCUGAGCCGCAGAGGUACCGGCCUGCUGGACUUUUGGCACGAGGAGCAGGAGCGGCAGGACGAGCGCUUUGCUCUCGAGAGAGGCGAGGCGCGCUGUCUCUACUUCGCGAAGGAUGUUUUCGUCCCUGGAGUUCUCAAGCUCGAGAGGGAGGCUUUAAAGUUCACCAAGUUCUCCGCGGCGGCGCGACGCGGCGGCAGCAGCCCCAGGGGGGCGCCCUUCCUGUGCGUCAGCUUGACAGACAUCGUGGAAUGCGCGUGCGUCUGCCCGCCGUCGCUCGAGGACGCGGGCGCGGAGUUCGCCGCUUCGCCGCGGCAGGGGCGCGAGGGUCGCGCGGCCGAAUGCGGAGGAGCUGGAGACAGCCCGCGAGCCCGCGACGGCGCGUGGAAGCCAGACGGCAGCGCCCGGCCUCCGCCGCAGCCGACGGUGUAUAUACAGCUGCUGGUGGCCACGCUGGACGCUCCCGCGGACUUUGACAAGAAGAGCGGCGCGCGAGGAGAACUGGGGAAGGUGGAGCGGGCGGACGCGGAGCAGACGAAGGCGGAGCUGCCGCAGUUCGGAGACCUGGCGGCGGCGGAGACGGAGCUGCCGGCGAAGGACGAGGGUGGAGAGAAAGGGGGCGAGCACGCGCCGCCGCCAGCAGGGGAAGCAAUCGUGGAAAAGCGAGCGGAAGACGCUGUGCAGGACGGAGGCGCGAAGCCGGCUGCGGGGGAGGGAAGCCAGAAGGACAGCCACGCGACGCUGGCUGUCGGCAAAGGGCCUGUGGGCCUUCCACCGCCGUCGACCUACGCGACGCCUUGCUCGUCGCCGCUCUCUCCUCUCUCCUCGUACGCUUCCUCUGAACAGCUCAUCGUCCCUGCGCCCGCUUCUUCGUCUGCAUCCUCCGCGGGCGCUUCCGCGUCUCUCGCAGAGCACAGCUUUGCGGCGCCUGGAGAUAGCGCCGGCGCCGCGCCGCCCGUUCCCUCCAGGCCGCCACAGCUGCCCUCUGGGUCGCAGACGAGUUCGACGCCGCUUGACUCGCCGGCGCUGACGAACCACGCAUACGAGCAACGGCCGAGCGAGGCGGUGCCUUCGCUCUUCGCGUUGCCGUCUGCUUCGCAGGAGUUGGGGGGGACGCCCGAUGCCCCCCCGGCGCCCUCAGGCCUUCCGACCGCGGCAGCGCGACCCUCUGCGGCGAGUGCGGCAGUUUCGCAGCCACCCGAGGUGCCUCUCUUCGCCUCUUCAGUCGAUCACCAGAUGCCGCCUCCGUCCUCCCCUGCUCUCUCGGCAUCCUCGGGGUCUUCUGGGGGCAGCGAGGAGAGGCCGCGGCGACGAGCGUCUUUGGCGGUGCCGCCGCCGGCCUUCCUGGCGGCGUCCGCCACUUCGUCGCCGCUUUUCCCUCAGUCUCCCGCUAUCUCCGCGUCGUCGCACCCCUCCGGCGGGGAGGAAAUGAUGCAUUUGCCUUCGCUGGUUCGCGCGCCGUCCUCGCCUUCGUCGCGCUCGGCUGCGUCCGCGCACACGCCCACACGUGCAGAAGACGAUGCGUCGUCGUCGGGCUUGCCUGGCGUCUCGCAGCGCACCUCGUCCUUCUCGCUGUCGCCCGUGCGGCUGCUGUCUCGCAGCGCCUGGGGCCUGGCUGACAUGUGGUCCAAGUGGAAGAGAUUGCCGUCGACCGCAGGUGUCUCCGAGGAGGAGACUCCUCCGCUAGCUGGCCUCCAGGGCGCUGGCGCCGGAGACGCGCCCGGCGACAGGAGCCGGAGCCGGGGCGGACACGCCGGCGACUCGAGAAGACUGAGCGGCGGAGACAGGGGCCUCGAAGGGGAUGGGGCUGGAGAGCAAGGCCUCUCGCCGCUCGCGCGAACCGACAGGAAGGAAAUCCGCUCAAAACACAAGACACGCACACACCCUCAUCCUGCCUCGGUGGAGUUGUUGACUCGUUCGCGCGUGACGUUUAUGUUUUUCAAAGGCGGAUUCGCGCGCGUCUCGCCUUCGUGUUUUCGAGCUUUCGGGUUGCCGACGGCGCGUGCCUGGCUGUGCAGCAGCGGAGGGGACAAGUUGAAUUUCGUCCUCUUUGGAUUCUUUAAUAAGGAACUCGCCCAGGCCUUCACGCGGGCGAUUAUCAACCUCAUCGACCAAUGCCAGGCAGAGCAUCAGCACUUCAGAGUCGUUCCGACGCACAUUCCUUUCAACUCAAACCUCCUUGUGCGCCGUUGGGCGGCGGAGUUCGCGCGUUCGGCGGCGUUUCGCGAGGAUGACGAUCUCGCUGAGCUGAGCUCCAGGUCGGCGUCGCUUCACAGCUGCGGCAGCCUGAGCAGCGACGACGACUUGAUUGAGGCAGAGGGCGACCUGCCUUCGGCGCUGGCGGCCUCAGUGGAUCUUCGCGCGCGUCUGGCGUCCGCGGAGUUCUCUUCGAAGGACGCGGUGGCGCGGCCGUCUUCGCUUGCACGCGCCUGCUCGCGGCGGCGGUUUUCUUCGCUCUCUACGCACUCGCCUUCGGCGCGCGCGGACUCACGUCCGCUGCCGCGGCGCCGCAGCAACUCGGGCUCGUCGACAGCCGGAGGGGCUGCUGAGCUUCCGCAGCGCGAGACGACCUCGGUUUUGCCGGGGUCCUCGCCGUCAUUCUUCUCGCACUUCCUCGUCGGAGGACGGCAUUCCAUCCGCUCGUCCAGCUGUGCGCGCACAGACUCCAAGGCGGGCUACAAGGCGCGCGCUGGCAGCUUCUUGUUCGACGCCGAGGAGGGGACUGGAGACAUCGUCUGCGCCGGUGAACCCGAGCAGGAAGAAAUGAUGCGGCCGCAGUCCUUCGGGCGAGGGUCCACGCUGACUAUCCCCGUGCCAGACUUUGAAAUCCCAGAAGGCGCGCCUGCGCUGCUCACGAAAAACAUCGUCUCGCAACUCGCUGUUCACCUUCCCCUGAUGCUGACGAUGCGAACCUGGUCGCUCGCCUUCUGUCACAAGCUCCACGGGAUUUCUCUGAACACCUUCUACCGCAAGUGCUCGAACAAAGGACCGUGCCUGCUCUUCCUGCAAGACGCGCGAGGCGUCCUCUUUGGGGCGUUCCUGGAUGAAAUCCACGAGUCCUCGAAGUAUUACGGCUCAGCGGAGACGUUCGUCUUCACCUUCAAAGGCGCCGACGGCAAGAUGGAUGCCGAGAAUCCGGCGAUCCACGUGUACCGAUGGAGCAAACUGAACAGCUACUUCAUCUACACAGAUCACGAGGUGAUAGGCGUCGGCGGCGGCGGCCACUACGCGAUCACAGUCGACAAAGAUCUGCUUCGCGGGUGUUCGUCGUGCUGCCUGACUUUCAACUCGCCCGUCUUGGCGAGCUCCGAGGACUUCAUCGUCAAGGGGUUCCAGGUGUGGACGUUCGAGGACUACUAG
Molecule: messenger RNA, 5229 nt
Organism: Besnoitia besnoiti
Lineage: Eukaryota; Apicomplexa; Conoidasida; Eucoccidiorida; Sarcocystidae
Exons: 13
Coding region: 1-5229 (1742 amino acids)
Source: RefSeq, a predicted model, not a curated record